Messenger RNA from Coffea eugenioides, 1593 nucleotides. Its product is annotated as pentatricopeptide repeat-containing protein At3g53170-like. The transcript is spliced from 4 exons. Gene Ontology annotation, molecular function: protein binding. The record is from RefSeq and is a predicted model, not a curated record. Bases 55 to 1476 code for a protein of 473 amino acids. NCBI's taxonomy places the organism in Eukaryota, Viridiplantae, Streptophyta, Magnoliopsida, Gentianales, Rubiaceae.
UUCCCAAAUUCUCACAUUUCAUUCAAACAUUCCCUCCCCUACACCCCCGGCGCAAUGGAGCUUCACCUCGUCGACCCAGCUAACCUGCGCCUCUUCUCCUCCAUUCAUCAUCCCAGAACCCCAAAAUUCUCCACCAUUAAAUCAUCAAAGAAAGACUCAAUAACCACCUCAAAGGGCCUUCAGAAGAGUUCCCAGAAGGAACUCUCAAGAAUUCUCAGGAGUGAGGCGGCUACAAAAAACAUAGUGAAGAAAGCAAAUUCUAAUAAAUAUAAUAAUCUCAAUCCAAAAGCUGUUUUGGAUGCCUUGGAUGAUGCCAUUAAAGGGAAUGAUUGGGAAUCUGCUCUUAAGAUUUUCAGCCUACUACGUAAGCAACGCUGGUACAUACCAAAAGGCCAGACAUAUACAAAAUUAUUGGUAAUGCUUGGCAAGUGUAAGCAGCCAAAUCAUGCUGGCUUGCUUUUUGAGAUAAUGGAGUCCGAUGGGCUUCAACCGACAAUUGAUGUUUACACUGCACUUGUGGGUGUCUACGGCUUUAGUGGCCUCCUUGACAAGGCGUUUCAUACUGUUGAUGAAAUGAAGUCGGUUUCUGAUUGCAAGCCUGAUGUGUAUACUUACUCAAUCCUUAUCAAAUGUUGUGCUAAACUUCGUCGAUUUGAUAUGAUUGGGAUAAUUUUAGCUGAGAUGUCAUAUUUAGGAAUUGAAUGUAACGCUACAAUAUACAAUACUGUAAUAGAUGGGUAUGGUAAGGCUGGGCUUUUUGAACAGAUGGAACACGCAUUGUCAGACAUGAUUGAAAGUGGCACAUGCCUUCCGGACAUAUAUACUUUCAACUCAGUUAUUGGGGCUUUUGGCAACUUUGGAGAGAUUGAUAAAGUAGAGAGUUGGUUUGAUCAAUUUCAGCUAAUGGGAAUAAAGCCAGAUAUUAUGACGUUUAAUAUACUUGUCAGAUCAUAUGGUAAAGCAAGCAUGUAUGAGAAAAUGGGUUCUGUUCUGGACUUUAUGAAGAAAAGGUUUUAUUCUCCUACAAUUGUUACUUUUAACAUUGUCAUUGAGACAUAUGGAAAGGCUGGAAAUGUUGAGAAAAUGGAAGAAUAUUUCCUGAAAAUGAAGCAUCAAGGAAUGAAACCUAAUUCAAUAACUUACUGCUCCCUGGUUAGCGCUUACAGUAAAUCUGGGCUUUUGGACAAAGUUGAUUCAAUUAUCAGGCAAGUAGACAAUACUGAUGUGAUAUUAGACACCCCAUUUUUCAACUGUGUCAUCAGUGCCUAUGGCCGGGCUGGGAAUAUAGAGAAAAUGGUUGAACUGUUUUCAGCAAUGGAGGACCAACAAUGCAAACCAGACAGCAUAACCUUUGCUUCUAUGAUCCAAGCUUAUCAAGAACAAGGAAUGAUUGAAGCUGCUCAAGAAUUGGAGCAUAAGAUGUUAAUGUGCAGUGGUAGUUCAGAAGUAAAACUGAUUGGAAGCUGGCGUCACUAAGUGGUUCAAGAGUUGAUAUUGAUAUAAAGUAUUCUGUCUGAGCUAGGAAAGGAAGAAUUUGGUGGCAGUCUCUCAUUUUAUUGAUUUGGGACUCAAUCCCCUGGUAGAAGCAAUGCC